AUGUCGGACGAUUAUAUGUCAGAUGAAAUUCUUAAUGGAAUAACGGAAAGUUCAACGGGAAUCGCAAAGUCAAGAGAACACCGACGAUUAUUAAAUAUAAAUGCGAGAUUUGAGGAGACAAGAGAAGAGAUUCGUCGCAAAAGAAUGACACCAGCCGAGCGAGAAAAAGAGCGACGAGAUGAAGCGUUAGCUCAGCCAAUCAGCGAAGAAUCGAAAGGUUUCGCUUUAUUGGCAAAAAUGGGUUUCAAGCCUGGAAUGACAUUGGGAAAGCAGCGCGAAGAUGAUGAUCGUCCGAAGCUCUCGGCGCCUAUUGUCAUAGAAGUUAAAGCGAAUCGCAAAGGAUUAGGCCAUGAAAAACACGAAGAAAACGAGAGAAACGAGAGAGUAGAGAUGCAUCUUAAAGCUAUGAAGGAGAGAGCCGAACAGCAUGAAGAAUUGAUUGACGAUUUUCGCAAAAGGAGGCGGGUUGAGAGCACUGUUAAAACGGUGCUGAAAGAUUUGCACACAUGUCGCAAAGCAUGUGAAGAAUUGGAUCUUAGAAUAAACCAACGUUUGCCAAGGGAAUCGUGGUUUUGGAGGAGUUUCAAAAUAAAGAAAGAAACCGAUGUUGUUGUGAGCUCAUUGUUUGGAGCUGCAGAGCAGCAGGAAGAGGAAAAAUAUCAAUACUCAAACGGAUUAGAUGCGCCGCCAGAAAUCGAUUACAGCACAUUUGACGAAGAGGCGAUUCGUAGUCGAUUGCAGAAAAUCGUCGAAUACUUGCGCGAUCAGCAUUUUUAUUGUUCGUGGUGUGGCGCGCAGUACGAAGAUGCUGACGAUUUGGCGGAGAACUGUCCGGGCGAUUCGCGAACUUCUCAUGAUAGUAAUGAUUACCAUGAUGAUUAA
Molecule: messenger RNA, 882 nt
Organism: Caenorhabditis bovis
Lineage: Eukaryota; Metazoa; Nematoda; Chromadorea; Rhabditida; Rhabditidae
Source: the annotation of a GenBank genome assembly